Messenger RNA from Pelecanus crispus (Dalmatian pelican), 357 nucleotides. The record is from RefSeq and is a predicted model, not a curated record. Lineage: Eukaryota; Metazoa; Chordata; Aves; Pelecaniformes; Pelecanidae.
GCCAGUAUCAAAUUAUUCCUCCUGACAAGCCUGUCAUUGGAGUCAUUGGAAAAGGAGUCAUCCUGCCCUGUCAGCUGAAUGCUAAGAUAAUCCCUGCGAAACUUGCCGUUCAGUGGAUAUUUACUAGAAACACCAAAGAAAUUGUUGUGACCACUUAUGAUGGAAAAAACCCAUACAAUCCAGUUCUUGAGGAGGAGACAUACCAGGGCAGGACAAAUUUUUUUCGGUCUGAAUUUAGUCAGGGAAAUGUGUCUCUUCACCUGAAAAAUGUCAUGCUCUCGGACAAAGGGAAAUACACCUGCAGCGUCUUUUUUGGCAAUGGGUAUGAUGAAGUGGUGGUUGACUUGGAUGUGGCAG